CCAUGUCUCACACAGCUCUGCCCCGCUCCUUAAUUCCCGCAACCCAGGCCUUUAAUAACCUGGAGAAUCUGGUCUUUGGCAAAGGAUUCCAAGCAAAGAUCUUCCCGGAGAUUCUCUUCUGCCUCCUGUUGGCUCUUUUUGCAUCUGGCCUCAUCCAUCGAGUCUGUGUCACCACCUGCUUCAUCUUCUCCAUGGUUGGUCUGUACUACAUCAACAAGAUCUCCUCCACGCUGUAUCAGGCAACCACUCCAGUCCUCACACCAGCCAAGGUCACUGGCAAGAGCAAAAAGAGAAACUGACCCUGACCACCAAUAAAGUUGAUUGUUUGUA
Molecule: messenger RNA, 330 nt
Organism: Myotis davidii
Lineage: Eukaryota; Metazoa; Chordata; Mammalia; Chiroptera; Vespertilionidae
Gene: KRTCAP2
Product: keratinocyte associated protein 2
Exons: 3
Coding region: 3-299 (98 amino acids)
Source: RefSeq, a predicted model, not a curated record